Molecule: messenger RNA, 465 nt
Organism: Didymodactylos carnosus
Lineage: Eukaryota; Metazoa; Rotifera; Eurotatoria; Philodinida; Philodinidae
Source: the annotation of a GenBank genome assembly
AAAGAAACCUAUAAAUGUGAUCAUGUCUUGAAUCACUGCAAAUCGAAUGUCGUUGAUGAAGUCAAGAAACUUACGCAGGACCGAGGUGCUGAUAUCGUCUAUGACGCCACAUAUUUGUCGUCAAGCUUCGAGAAAUCUAUUCAAUGUACAGCUGAAAAUGGUGGUACUUGGAUUGUCUUGGGUGAUUUUGCUCGUCAAGGUAGUGUCGAAGCAGAAGCAGUUAAAAAACGGCACGCUAAAUUAAUUCAUGCUGGUCUUUCUAAAUAUACAUUUAACCCGGAAUAUGAAUCAAAAGCAAAAGAUUUCUUUCAACAAGGAUUGAAAAAAGCAGCUGAUUGGAUUGUUAGUGGACAGUUGAAACCGCAUAUUAGCGAAAUAGUUCAACUUGAAGAAGUACCACAGGCAUUAGAAAAAUUGAAAAAAAGACAAACAGGCCCUGGAAAGAUGGUAGCUAAAAUACAUUAA